CGAGACCGGGAUUGCUGGGGGAAAAUCGGCAAGUUUCUCAAGGUUCUCGCUGCGGAUUCUUACAACUUUGAGUGACGUGUCCGGACCCGGAGGCACUCGGAGGUUUAAAUACCUCUGGAGAGCCUGUGUGCCGCGCGGGACCGAACCCAGGGAAGUGUUGGUGGAGUCGGUCUGUGGAAGCCGUCUGACGGGAGCUGAUGCCCGAGGCCCACGAUGGCCCAGCGGGCUGUAUGGCUCAUUCGCCAGGAACCGGGGACUCCACCUUGCGGCACCGUCAGAUUCUCCAGACGAUACCCUACUGUUGAAAAACGAGCAAAAGUCUUCAAUGGAGCAAGUUAUGUGCCCGUACCCGAAGAUAGUCUCUUUCUUAAAGCACUUCUCUUUGAAUUUAGAUUAUUAGAUGAUGAUAAGGACUUUAUGGAGAGUCGGGAUAGUUGUUCACACAUCAAUAAAAUAUCCAUCUAUGGACUUCCAGUAGGAGGUCAAGAACUCUGGCCAGUAGUUGCUUUUCUGAGGAAUGGCAUGAUAUAUGCCAGUUUGCCACUAGUUGAACAAACUCUGUCUCCGGCUCCACCAAUAAUUAGCAUUAGUGGAAUUUCUCAAGGCUUGGAACUUCUUUUUGGGAUACAAGAUUUUCUUUCCUCUGGUCAGAAAAAUGACACUGAGCUACAUACAAGAUUGAGUCAGUUACCUGACUUGCUUCUUCAGGCUUGUCCAUUUGGUACUUUAUUAGAUGCUAACUUACAGAAUUCAUUGGAUAAUAUUAAUUUUGCUUCAGUGACUCCACUCCCAAAACAGCCAGCUUGGAAAGCUGGAACAUACAAAGGAAAACCACAGGUUUCUAUUUCUAUAACUGAAAAGGUAAAAUCCAUGCAGUAUGAUAAACAGGAUGUAGCAGACACAUGGCAAGUUGUUGGAGCAGUCAUUUGCAAGUGUGAUUUGGAAGGAAUCAUGCCAAAUGUUACUGUCAGCUUGAGUCUCCCCACCAAUGGAUCUCCACUUCAAGAUAUCCUAGUUCAUCCUUGUGUAACUUCUCUCGAUUCUGCCAUGCUGACUGCUAGUAGUAUUGAUGCAAUGGAUGAUUCUGCUUUUAGUGGGCCUUAUAAAUUUCCAUUCACUCCACCUUUAGAAUCAUUCAACUUAUGCUACUAUACUUCCCAGGUCCCUGUUCCACCAAUUUUGGGUUUUUAUCAAAUGAAAGAAGAAGAAGUACAACUAAAAUUAACAGUUACUUUAAAACUUCAUGAAAGUGUGAAAAAUAAUUUUGAAUUCUGUGAAGCUCAUAUACCCUUUUACAAUAGAGGUCCAAUCACACAUUUGGAAUACAAAGUUAGUUUUGGCCAGCUUGAUGUAUUUCGAGAGAAAAGCUUAUUGGUCUGGACUAUUGGCCAGAAGUUCCCCAAAUCAAUGGAAAUUAGUCUUUCUGGAACUGUAACUUUUGGAUCCAAGAGCCAUGAUAAACAACCAUUUGACCACAUUUGUAUUGGCACAACAGCAUAUGUAAAGCUUCAUUUUAGGAUCCUGGAUUAUACACUCACAGGAUGUUAUGUUGAUCAGCAUUCAGUUCAAGUUUUUGGGUCAGGAAAACCAAAAAUAAGUGCACGACGGAAACUAAUUUCUUCUGAUUAUUACAUCUGGAAUUCUAAAGCCCCUGCUCCAGUAACAUAUGGAUCAUUGUUAUUGUAAUUUUCUCAUUUUUAAAUGGGAUUUGUAUAGUGGUAACAUAGCUUAAGUAGAAUCAUACUUAAUCAUAGUCAUUGUCUUUAAACCUGUAUUUGGAAAAUCUGACUGAAAAAAUGUCAUUAAUGAUUUAGUUAUAAAAAUACUCAUAUUUAAUGUGUUUUGUCUGAUA
Messenger RNA from Perognathus longimembris pacificus (Pacific pocket mouse), 1852 nucleotides. RefSeq names its product adaptor related protein complex 5 subunit mu 1 (gene Ap5m1). Gene Ontology annotation, biological process: endosomal transport. NCBI's taxonomy places the organism in Eukaryota, Metazoa, Chordata, Mammalia, Rodentia, Heteromyidae. The coding region runs from base 214 to 1686 and encodes 490 amino acids. Gene Ontology annotation, cellular component: lysosome; AP-type membrane coat adaptor complex; late endosome. The transcript has 8 exons. The record is from RefSeq and is a predicted model, not a curated record.